AUGCAUAUUCCAGUCUUCCUACUGUUCCCAAUCCUGGUUCUCGCCAACCCUGCUCCCAUCAGCCCUGCUCCCAAAAACCCUCUUGGAUCUCUGCAGGCCAGAAGUGCGAAUUAUUGCUGCCACCCCUUUCCUCCAGGUAGCAAUAGCUGGCGCCUCUGUGGAGAUGGCACGUUUGGAACACCAUGCUGCGGAUAUGGGAAUCAGAGACGAUCCUCCUUUUCCUUUACGACAAUGAAGCUCUCGGCCUUGUUCGUCCUCCCGGUAUUGGCCCUCGCCAACCCAUUCAGCCUCGCUACCACCCCCGACACGGCAAUUACAUCAAGAGGAGAUCAAGCCUGUUGCAAGCCCUGGGCGUUCGCAGGACCAAAGUACAAUAAGUGUGAGGAUGGGACAACUGGAACUCCUUGCUGUGGAUAUGGAAAGUGCAAUGGUUUCUGCUGUGCUUGCAAGGGAGGAUGUCGUAGAGCGAAAGCCUAG
Trichophyton rubrum CBS 118892 is the source of this 477-nucleotide messenger RNA. RefSeq lists its product as uncharacterized. The record is from RefSeq and is a predicted model, not a curated record. Lineage: Eukaryota; Fungi; Ascomycota; Eurotiomycetes; Onygenales; Arthrodermataceae. The coding region runs from base 1 to 477 and encodes 158 amino acids. The transcript has 5 exons.